AUGUUAGAUGAAAACUUGUCAUGCCUACUGGAUGAAAGUGACGAUGAUUGUAUUAAGAAAAGCAAAAAAAAAAAUGAGUUGAACAAAAAUGAGUUGAAAAAAAAUGAGUUGAAAAAAAAUGAGCUGAAAAAAAAUGAGUUGGGAAAUAAUAAGCAAACACCCCAUUCUACCAAUGGAAGUGUGCAAAAAAGUAAUAACCAUAACCCAUUAAACUCUAUACUAAAUUUCAAUAUUCGUAAUAUUGGAAAUUUGGAUAAUUUUUUUAAAAAUAAUAAUGACGAAAACAGAAAUAUAAGCAACAAAAGUAGUUGUAUUAAUACUACUGAUCAUUUUAAUUAUCAAAAUUUGCCUCAAAAUAAUUCCUUAUUUUAUAAUAAUAUAAAUGACGAGGAUGGUGAUAAUAUAAGCACGUUAGGAAAAGGGGAAACAAAUAAAACAAAAAAUUAUGAACAUGUCAGCAAAAAGGGUUAUAAAGAUAAUAAUUUACAUGAACAAAAAAAUGCCCAGCUAAAAAAUAAUCAAAGUGGCAGUAAUAAAAGUGGCAGUAAUAAAAGUGGCAGCAAUAAAAAUGGCAGCAAUAAAAAACAAACGGUUCACGGAACUGGAAACCAUUGCAAGUUAACCAAAAAUAAAAAUUCAGAAUUACCAAAUAAUGUAAUAAAUACAAAUUAUGAUAUUAAUAAUAUAUAUAAUAAAGAAGAAGAUAAAUUAUAUAUGAACACGACAAGAAAUAUAUCGAGAAAAAUACCUAGACAUGAAACAAAUUUAUAUAAAGAACAAUUUUUAACAAAAGAAAUAAAUAAUGAUAAUGCUACAAUGGAAACUGAUAUAUGUAAUUGGGUAGAUCAAAAUAAUAUAUCUAAUGAUGAUAUUAUGAAGGUAACUAAAAAUAAAGAGAGUAAUGAAAUGUUUUUACAUAAUAAUGAUAUGGUAAAAAAUACGUUUUCUAGCUCGACAUGCUUAAGUGAAAAACAUAAUAAUAAUAAUGAUAAUAAUAAUGAUAAUAAUAAUGAUAAUAAUAAUAAUGAUAUACAUAUUGAUAGCUUAUUAAGUUUUGAGGCAAAUAAAAAGAGUUAUUCAUCAUCCAUAUUAAAUAACAUCGAUUCAUAUGAUACAGUAAAUUUAAAAAAAAAAAAUUUACAAAAUAUUAAAAAUAAUAUAAAUAAAUUGAGAGAUAAAAUUCCAAGUUAUAUAAGUAAAGAAAAAAUUAAUAAACAGGUUCCAUUUUUAAUUGAUACAAAUUUAAUAGAAGAUGAAAAAUUAUCAAAAAAUAUAUAUAAUAAAAAGGAUUAUGAUAGAAAUAAAAAAUUAAUAUAUUGUUAUUCAUUUAUAAAAUACAAUUCCUGGUUAAAAGCCUUAAAAAUUUUGAACCUACCAAUAGACCCAUUUCAUUUAAGUAUUAAUGCACAUAAAUAUUUUCGAAGACAUAAUAAUGAUUCUUUUCUAUAUACAUAUAAUAUACAUAACAUUUUAAAAAAUAAACAUUUUUCUAACUAUAAAAUUAAUAAAAUGAUUGUUCUUAUAAAAAACAUAAAAUGCCAUAACCAUGGUUAUUUUAUUAUAUGUAUGGACCCAUCUGGUCAAAUGCCUGCAUCUUUACAUCAAGAAGUUGAAAAGGAAUAUAAAAAAUAUAUAGAUGUAGGCUCAACACUAAUACUUAAAGAUGUAACUGUUUUUGAAACUAUAGAUAAUUUACCAUAUCUAAUUAUAACACUAAGGAGUCUUGUUAGAGUUAUAAAAGCCGAAGAUACACAUUAUACAAUUAAAGACGAAAUAUAUAAUAAAAUAUCUUCAUUAAUAAAAUAA
Molecule: messenger RNA, 1806 nt
Organism: Plasmodium yoelii
Lineage: Eukaryota; Apicomplexa; Aconoidasida; Haemosporida; Plasmodiidae
Product: conserved protein, unknown function
Exons: 1
Coding region: 1-1806 (601 amino acids)
Biological process (GO): recombinational repair
Source: RefSeq, a predicted model, not a curated record